Saccharomycopsis crataegensis is the source of this 1830-nucleotide messenger RNA. RefSeq names its product ATP-dependent DNA/RNA helicase (gene DBP9). The record is from RefSeq and is a predicted model, not a curated record. The coding region runs from base 1 to 1830 and encodes 609 amino acids. The transcript has a single exon. Gene Ontology annotation, molecular function: nucleic acid binding; ATP binding; RNA helicase activity. NCBI's taxonomy places the organism in Eukaryota, Fungi, Ascomycota, Saccharomycetes, Ascoideales, Saccharomycopsidaceae.
AUGAGCAAUAUAAAAGUGGCUGACGAUAUAUAUGUCGAUGAUGCUGUCACUUUUGACAGCCUUAAUUUAGAUCCAAGAAUUUCGCAGGCCAUUAAGCAGUUGGGGUUCAAAAACCCUACGUUGAUUCAAUCCAAGGCCAUUCCGUUAGCUGUGGAAGAUAAGAGUGAUAUUAUUGCCAAAGCAUCCACUGGUUCAGGGAAAACUGCAGCCUAUUUACUUCCAAUUCUCCACAGUAUUCUUCAAGAAUACGGAUCUAGUAGUUCCACUCAUGAAAUUAAAGCAGUGAUAUUCGUUCCAACUAGAGAACUUUCCAACCAAGUUAAUGAGUUUGCAAAAUUGCUUCUUAAAUUUUGUGGUAAUUUAAUUAACGUCCUUAACUUAUCUAACAAUUACAAUAACCAAGUGUUAAAAACCUUUUUAGAUGCUAAGCCAGAAAUAUUAAUCACCACCCCAAAUAAGUUUUUGAAGUUGAUCGAAGGGCAAGAAGACUCAGACCCACUUCUCAAUAUUUCAGAUUUACAGGAGUCUUUGCGUUUCAUAACUCUUGAUGAAGUUGAUUUAAUCUUAUCAUAUGGGUAUCAAGAAGACUUGAAUAAGAUUGUGGAGUUGUUGAAUUUAUCCAAAUUAAACGUUCAAACAUUCUUGAUGAGUGCUACUUUGACAGACGAUAUUACUGUUACUUUAAAGGAAACAUUUUGCAAGAAUCCUAAAAUUUUGAAGUUGAAUGAUGAGCAAGUGGUGAAGAACAAGGAUAAAUUGAUCCAAUAUUAUAUAAAAACUAGUGAAUUUGAUAAGUUCUUACUUAUAUUCAUAAUUUUGAAAUUAAACUUGAUCAAGGGAAAAAUUUUGUUGUUUGUUAAUAAUAUUGAAAGAGGUUACAGAUUGAAGCUAUUUUUGGAGCAGUUUGGGGUAAAGUCAUGUAUUUUGAAUAGUGAGUUGCCAAUAAACUCAAGAUUGCAUAUCAUCGAUCAAUAUAACAAAAAUUAUUACAACUUGUUGAUCGCGACAGACGACGUGAGUUCCCUUGAAGCUGACAACGAGGGCCCUGGAGAAAUUGAAGUUAACCAGAAUGGUGAACCGAAGACCGAAGAACAUGAAAGUAAGAAGGAAAAUGAUAUCUCUGAAAAGCAAAUAACAAAAAAUAACACCAAGUCCAACACUAAUAAGAGUAAGUCAGACAAAGAAUUUGGUGUCUCUAGAGGGGUCGAUUUUAAGAAUGUUGCUUGUGUUCUUAAUUUUGAUUUGCCAACUACUUCUAAGAACUAUAUUCACAGAAUUGGGAGAACAGCUAGAGCCAAUAAGUCAGGUAUUGCGUUGUCUUUUGUUGUGAAUUCUAAGGAUUGGGGUAGUCAUAGGCAAUCAUCACUUUUGACUGCCAAAAAGGAUGAAAAGAUUUUUGCAAGAAUUUUGAAUAAACAACAGAAAUUGGGACUCGAACUUCUUCCAUACAAGUUCAACAAGAAUCAUUUGGAUAGCUUUAGAUACAGAGUGGAAGAUGCUUUCCGUUCGGUUACUGGUACAGCAAUUAGAGAAGCCAGAAUCAAAGAAUUGAAACAAGAAAUUUUAACCUCUGAUAAAUUGAAACGUCACUUUGAAGAAAACCCACAAGAUUUGCAGAUCUUGAGACACGAUAAGGAUCUACAUGCUACUAGAACCCAAUCUCAUUUAAAAAGUAUUCCAAAUUAUUUGUUACCGGAGGGCAUGAAAGCAGAUACCACUAAUCCAACGUUUGUUCCAUUCAAUAAAGUGCAAAAGAAUAGAAAGAGACAUGGGAAAAAGAUGAAGAAACGGAGAGGAAAGGACCCAUUGAAGACUUUUAAAAGUAGAUAG